Messenger RNA from Hordeum vulgare subsp. vulgare (domesticated barley), 1964 nucleotides. RefSeq names its product lysosomal Pro-X carboxypeptidase-like. Gene Ontology annotation, molecular function: serine-type exopeptidase activity; dipeptidyl-peptidase activity. Gene Ontology annotation, biological process: proteolysis. The coding region runs from base 76 to 1650 and encodes 524 amino acids. Lineage: Eukaryota; Viridiplantae; Streptophyta; Magnoliopsida; Poales; Poaceae. The transcript is spliced from 10 exons. The record is from RefSeq and is a predicted model, not a curated record.
AUUCGGCGGCCGUAGCUGCUCUUAAACCCCACACCACACGCGGGCGAGCUGCAGAGAGAGGGUCGACCGGCAAAAAUGGCAGGCUACUCGUCGCUCCACGCUGUCGUCCCGGCGCUGCUGCUCCUCGUCCUCCUCGCGCCUGCGCCGGCAGCGGCAUCCUCCAGGCGCCCCACCCACCAUACUCCUCCUUUCCCAGGAGCAGGACUCGCUCCCCUGCAGCAGCAGCAGCACUCGAACGGCAGGUACGCCGCCGCCGCCGCCGCCGUCACGGCCUCCGCCGCGGCGGCGAAGCCGUUCACUGCGCACUACUUCCAGCAGGAGCUGGACCACUUCACCUUCACGCCCAACGCCUCCAACCUCUUCUCCCAAAAGUACCUCCUCAACGACACCUUCUGGCGCCGGAAGCCCGCCGCCGGGCCGCUGUUCGUGUACACCGGCAACGAGGGCGACAUCGAGUGGUUCGCCACCAACACCGGCUUCUUGUUCGACAUCGCGCCCGACUUCGGCGCCCUCCUCGUCUUCAUCGAGCAUCGGUUCUACGGGGAGUCGAAGCCGUUCGGGAACGACUCGUACAAGUCGGCCGACACGCUGGGGUACCUGACGUCCACGCAGGCGCUAGCCGACUUCGCCGUCCUCAUCACCAGCCUCAAGCACAACCUCUCCACCGUCGACGCCCCCGUCGUCGUCUUCGGCGGCUCCUACGGCGGCAUGCUGGCUUCGUGGUUCAGGCUCAAGUACCCCCAUGUCGCCAUGGGAGCAGUCGCGUCCUCUGCACCGAUCCUGCAGUUCGACGACAUCACCCCGUGGUCUAGCUUCUACGACACUGUCUCACAGGACUUCAAGUCUGAGAGCUUAAAUUGCUUCAGUGUCAUCAAGGCGGCCUGGGAUGUGCUAGAUGACAGGGGAUCCAACCACACAGGCCUCUUGGAGCUCAGCAAAACCUUCAGGGCCUGCAAGACCGUAAAGUCCGCUGAUUCGCUGGGCGACUGGCUAAGUACAGCAUUCACCUACACAGCCAUGGUGGACUAUCCAACCCCAGCCAAUUUCAUGAUGAAUCUACCUGCUUACCCUGUGAAGGAGAUGUGCAAGAUCAUUGAUUCUUUUCCCACGGGAGCAGACAUCAUCGACAAAGCUUUCGCUGCGGCGAGCCUGUACUACAAUUACACAGGCGACCAAAAAUGCUUCCAGGUGGAGGGUGACGAUGACCCUCAUGGCCUCGACGGCUGGGACUGGCAGGCCUGCACAGAGAUGGUCAUGCCGAUGAUAGUGUCUAAUGAGAGCAUGUUCCCACCGUCCAGUUUCAGUUACGAGAAUAAUUCCGACGCCUGCCUCGCGGACUACGGAGUUCGUCCGAGGAUGAACUGGAUCACUACUGAAUAUGGUGGUCAUAAAAUUGACAAGGUUCUCAAGAGAUUUGGGAGCAACAUCAUAUUCUCCAACGGGAUGCGAGACCCGUGGAGUCGAGGCGGGGUGCUCAAGAACAUAUCAUCCAGCAUCAUUGCUCUAGUCACAGAGAAAGGGGCCCAUCAUUUGGACUUCAGAUCUGAAACCAAGGAUGAUCCAGACUGGGUUGUUGAACAAAGGAGACAGGAAGUUGAGAUCAUACAUGGAUGGAUAGAUCAGUAUAACAAGGACAUUGCACAGAUGUAGUAGUAAGAAGGCACCAUUGAUUUUCACAGUCAAGGAAGAUUAAUGUGGCUGAAUGUGAAAUAUAAGGAUUUUCCUUUGUUCUACAGGGCAAUAAGCACCAAUGUCAGUGGUGAAUUUACUAAAGGAUGAUGACUAUGAUAGGUCGGUGUUUGCUUCGUAAUAGCAGAGAUUAGAUAUCUUCCUUCUCUUUGUAAAACUUAUAUUAUUUGUUAUAAACAUGGCCAAAACAAUGUACCGGACUAUUUGGCAAACUUUCAUAGAGCCGAAAAGAGAACUGUAGUGUGGCUGGGCUGAACUUAGCAAAGUUGAUCGUA